Laccaria bicolor S238N-H82 is the source of this 882-nucleotide messenger RNA. RefSeq lists its product as uncharacterized. The transcript has 4 exons. Gene Ontology annotation, biological process: protein phosphorylation; intracellular signal transduction. Lineage: Eukaryota; Fungi; Basidiomycota; Agaricomycetes; Agaricales; Hydnangiaceae. Gene Ontology annotation, molecular function: ATP binding; protein serine/threonine kinase activity. Gene Ontology annotation, cellular component: cytoplasm. The record is from RefSeq and is a predicted model, not a curated record. The annotation marks the transcript as partial.
AUGUCUUCUCAAACCCACAAGCAUUCAUGCUCUGUGAACCAGAACCACAAGGCACAGCUUGCUAAUGCCUAUAAUGAACUCGGGAAGGAGCUUUCUUCCUCAAAAAUACGCGUCGUCGGUAACUAUACUCUUGGAAAGGUCAUUGGAGAAGGGGCCUAUGGAAAAGUCAGGAUGGGCACACACCGCUUAACGUCCUCCCGCGUCGCAAUCAAGCAAAUCCCAAAGGCCAUGUCAGCUUCUCUGACCCGCGAGAUCCACCACCACCGCCAACUCCACCACCCUCAUGUCACACAGAUGUUUGAGGUUAUCGCCACCGAAUCGUCUAUCUGGAUAGUCACUGAACUCUGCUGCGGAGGCGAGUUGUUCGAUUACCUCGUGGAGAAGGGGCGGAUACCCGAGGAGGAAACGAAAUCCCUUUUUGGACAGCUGUGUCUGGCCGUCGCUUACCUGCAUGACAAUGGUAUCGUUCACCGCGAUCUUAAACUCGAAAACGUCCUCUUAGAUGAACGAUGUCGCGUCAAGCUUGGUGACUUUGGGUUUACCAGGGAGUUUGAUAGAGGUAGCUUUAUGGAAACGUUUUGUGGAACUACUGGUUAUGCAUCCCCUGAGAUGUUGCAGGGGAAAAAAUAUCAGGGGCCAGAGGUCGAUGUUUGGUCCCUUGGUGUGAUACUGUAUUGUCUAUUAACGGGCACACUACCUUUUGACGACGAUGACGAAGAUGUAAUGCGUGCAAAAGUCAUCCAGGGAGAGUUCGAGGAUCCCGUUUGGCUCUCUCUCGAAUCCCGCGAUCUCAUAAAAAACAUACUCCAGAAAGACGUCACGAAACGCCUAAUGAUCCCUCAAAUACUCGCACACCCCUGGUUUACCACCAAAAACUUCACU